Molecule: messenger RNA, 1239 nt
Organism: Cyclocybe aegerita
Lineage: Eukaryota; Fungi; Basidiomycota; Agaricomycetes; Agaricales; Hemipholiotaceae
Source: the annotation of a GenBank genome assembly
AUGGAAACGGAUAUCGGCAGAACUCAACGCAAAACGGAACGACGCUCAAUCGUCGGGGAGCGUAUUAAACAAUGCAAAACCGACGCUGAACGACAAGAGGCAAUUUCUGAAGCCUCGAAACUCAAGGCAGAAGUGAAGGAGCUAGAGGCGACGCUUGACAUUGCGGAAAAGGAGUGUCUUUCCGCUGCCCUGGCCAUCCCGAACGACUCGCACCCCGAUUCUCCUCUUGGACCCGAAUCCGCUGCCAUAACGCUCUCGACUCACGGUCCCGAACCCCUUCCACCCGAUCCCAAACGCGACCACGUGAUGAUUAGUGAACAGUUUGACUUGCUCGACCUGAAGAGCGGUUCUACAGUCACUGGAACGUCAUGGUAUUUCCUACGGAAUGAAGCGACCCUUCUGGAGCUAGCGUUGACAAACUAUGCCAUGUCAAUAGCUGUCCAGAGAGGAUUCACGCCUGUGACAACGCCUGAUGUUGUACGGUCUGACAUUGCUGUCAGAUGUGGAUUCCAACCUCGAGACGACACCGACCCUCCAGUAUCCCAUAUGUAUCAUAUUACCCCCACGAAUCCCUCGUCUCCCGAGCUCGUCUUGGCCGGAACGGCGGAGAUUCCUCUAGGAGGGAUGUUCGCAAACAAAGUCUUCUCAUCCUUGACCCUUCCCCUGAAAGUUGUCGGUAUUGGACAUGCGUUCCGUGCCGAGGCAGGUGCUCGGUCAUCGGACACUCGUGGCCUCUACCGUGUCCAUCAGUUCUCCAAGGUUGAGCUUUUUGCAGUCACAGAAGAAGAGGCCAGCGAAAGUAUGAUGGAAGAAAUCCUUUCGGUGCAGAAGUCUAUUCUUGAUGGCCUUGAAUUACCUUAUAAGGUAUUGGAUAUGCCUUCCGAGGAGUUAGGCGCUAGCGCAUACCGCAAAUACGACAUCGAGGCAUGGAUGCCAGGUCGCGGCAGCUGGGGUGAAGUAACCUCGCUCUCGAACUGCACAGACUAUCAAUCUAGGCGUCUACACAUUCGGUAUCGUCCACAAGGCAGCGCCUCGGACUCGGCACCUGCUCGCCUUCCUUUCGCGCACACGCUAAAUGGUACUGCAGUAGCCAUACCGAGGUUAAUUGUUGCCCUUCUUGAGAAUGGCGCGAUCCUCAACGAAAGUGGUGAAGUCACCAGCUUGCGCCUUCCUAGCGCCCUAAAGCCAUUCUGGAUCGGCGGUAGUGGAAGAAACAUCGUUCAAUGGAGCGGUGCAUGA